Molecule: messenger RNA, 2826 nt
Organism: Trichoderma breve
Lineage: Eukaryota; Fungi; Ascomycota; Sordariomycetes; Hypocreales; Hypocreaceae
Product: cse1 domain-containing protein
Exons: 8
Coding region: 1-2826 (941 amino acids)
Biological process (GO): protein import into nucleus; protein export from nucleus
Cellular component (GO): nuclear envelope; cytosol
Molecular function (GO): nuclear export signal receptor activity; small GTPase binding
Source: RefSeq, a predicted model, not a curated record
AUGGCGGCCGACGUGGGCCACAUUGCACAGCUGCUCCAGGCAACACUCGAUCCUGCCCAGCACCGUGAAGCCGAAGCUGCCCUCAAGCAGGAGGCGACCAAGCCUCAGUACUCUCUGACUCUGCUCACUAUCGUCAGCUCCGAUUCACUCCCCGUCAACACUCGGCUAAGCGCUGCCCUGGCUUUUAAGAACUUCAUCCGACUCAACUAUGUGGACGCGAAUGGAAACUACAAGAUCCCGCAAGACGAGGUUCAGACGAUCAAAGAGCGCCUCAUCGGACUGAUGAUUGCCUCUCCCGCCAAUAUUCAGAGCCAGUUGGGUGAAGCUGUCAGCAUCAUUGCCGAUUCAGACUUCUGGGAGCGAUGGGAUACCCUAACUCAGGAUCUCGUCAGCCGAUUCUCGGCUACUGACCCCAAGGUGAACAUCGGCGUGCUGGAGGUGGCUCAUUCCAUCUUCGUUCGGUGGAGGCCACUUAUGGGAACGUCUGGCUUAUACACAGAAAUCAACCAUGUCAUCAACACAUUUGGUACUCCAUUCUUCCAGCUGCUGGCGACCACCGAUAGCAAAAUCACCGAGCUCAGCCAAGAUAAAGCAGCUCUCCGAGGCUGGUUCGAGACGCUUAGCUUACAGUUGAAGAUCAUGUUUGACAUGUCUUGCCACGAUCUGCCUCCCAUUUUCGAAGACAACCUCUCCAGCAUCUCCGAACUGCUUCACAAGUAUCUAAACUACUCCAACUCCGUUUUGGAUACCGACGAUGACGACGAAUACGAUGCCGACUUUUCUCAAUACUGCAAGCCCUUCAUCACAAGCACUUGGAGUCUUGUUUCAUCCAUUGGAUCCCAGACAAAAUAUGACACUCUUGUCAGCAAGUCAUUGCACUUCUUAGCGGCAGUUGCGGCAACCCGAGAACACUCUGAGCUAUUCAACAGUGAGGAAGUCCUCACCGAGAUCGUCGAAAAAGUCAUACUGCCCAAUGUCGCCCUGCGGGAGUCUGACAUUGAAAUGUUUGAGGAUGAGCCAAUUGAGUAUAUUCGCCGAGACUUGGAGGGAUCUGAUUCUGGCUCUCGACGGAGAUCGGCCACCGACUUCCUCCGCAGUCUGCAGGAAAAAUUCGAGAGCCUUGUCACCGCUUGUGUUUCUCGAUACAUCACUCACUAUCUCGAUCAGGGAAAAGCAGAUUGGAAGGCCAAAGAUACUGCCGUCUAUCUAUUCCUCUCCAUCGCUGCCAAGGGCGCUGUCACUCAGGCACAAGGUGUCAAGACCGUCAACCCACUUGUCAACGUGGUCGAUUUCUUUGAACGACACAUUGCUUCCGAUCUGGUGAAUGGGGAUGGCAUUGAGCCCAUCGCCAAAGUGGACGCUAUCAAGUUCCUCUACACAUUCCGCAGCCAGUUGUCCAAAGAUCAGUGGAAGGUCGCUAUUGGCCCAUUGAUUCAGAACCUAAACUCGACCAAUUAUGUUGUUUAUACGUACGCAGCUAUUGCCGUGGAGCGUGUAUUGUAUCUGACGGAUGAUGCGGGCAACGCCAUGUUCCCUCGUGCAGACAUAGAACCGUUUGCAAAGGAUCUGCUCACUCAUCUCUUCAAACUAAUUGAAAGAGAGACUAGCGCACCGAAAUUGCAAGAGAACGAGUUCUUGAUGCGAUGCGUGAUGAGAAUUCUCAUCGUCAUCAAGGAUGGAGCGGGUCCUUGGCUCGAUACUAUCUUGACACAUCUCAUCCUUAUCACCAACGUGAUGAAAUCUAACCCUAGCAACCCUCGCUUUUACUAUUACCAUUUCGAGGCCCUGGGCGCCUUGGUUCGAUACUGUGCCGCGACACAUGCAGCUGCAAUCAACCAGAAGCUAUGGGACCCCGCACAUCAGAUCUUGGUUGAAGAUGUUACUGCAAAAACAGAGUUCAUCCCUUACAUCUUCCAAAUCUUGGCACAGCUUCUGGAGUCUAGCCCAGCCGAUUCGGUCUCCGAUAACUACCGGGCGCUUCUUGGCCCCCUGCUGCAGCCCACUCUGUGGGAAACCAGAGGCAACAUUCCUGCUUGCACACGACUGUUAUCCGCUCUCAUUCCCAGGGUAGCCAAGACUAUUGUUGCAGAGAAUCAUCUUGAGGCUGUGCUUGGAAUUUUCCAGAGACUACUUAAUGGAAAGAAAUCAGAGCUGAAUGCAUUCGAUGUUCUCGAGGCAGUUGUCAACUCAUUCGAACCAUCCGCUCUCGAUCCAUACUUCGACACCAUUCUUACACUCAUUUUCACAAAGCUGCAAGGAUCUCCCGCCGAUUCUUUCAAGAUCCGCUUUGUUCGCUUCUUCCACCUCGUUGGAGGAAGACUAGAAGCUGGCUACGGAACGGAUUACUUUGUCAAGCAUUCUGACAAAGUAGACGAGAAGGUCUUUGCUCAAGUCUAUCCUCCAUUCAUUCUUCAGGAGACAGACAAGCUGGCAAGACCCGUUGAUCGCAAGGCUGCCGUGGUUUCUCUUACCAAAACACUGUGUGACUCUCAAGUGUUCGCACAGAAGUUUGCCAAGGGCUGGGGCAAUACCUGCAGAAUUCUUCUCACUCUGCUUGCAAAUCCUCCGAGUGCUGCUGCCGGAGUCGGUGAUGAGAUUAUCACGGAAAACUCUCCCGAUGAUAUCGGAUUUGGCUUGACGUUCACGGCCCUCAACACAUGCAAGCCUGCUGCACGGGAUGAUUUCCCAGAGGUGCAAAAUGUGACUACUUGGGUCAAGGAGUACAUGGUCGGAGCUAACCAGAGGCAUGGUGGUGCUGUUGAGGGUUUCAUCUCACAGCGUCUAACACCUGAGCUUCAAGAGGCUAUUGCCCAGUACAUCCGAUAA